Messenger RNA from Pistacia vera, 1150 nucleotides. Its product is annotated as disease resistance response protein 206-like. The record is from RefSeq and is a predicted model, not a curated record. The transcript has a single exon. Bases 84 to 641 code for a protein of 185 amino acids. NCBI's taxonomy places the organism in Eukaryota, Viridiplantae, Streptophyta, Magnoliopsida, Sapindales, Anacardiaceae.
AACACUACAAAUAUAUUGAAACCCCACAUCCUCGAAGCAUACAUUUCUUGCAUAUCUAUCACAUAGUUGGCUGAAAACAAGAAAUGGGAUCUACCAAACUCAUUUCACUUCUCUUCUGUCUCCUGUUGGUCAUCUCUACCUCUGCAGCCACUCAGAAAAAGAUAUCACGUGAGCCUUGUAAAACGCUUGUGGUCUACUUUCAUGACAUACUUUACAAUGGACAGAACGCGGAGAAUGCAACUUCAGCAAUUGUAGCUGCACCGGCUUGGGGCAACGAGACUAUCUUAGCCGAACCAACCCAUUUUGGCGACAUAAUUGUGUUCGAUGACCCUAUUACCUUAGACAACAAUCUGCAUUCAACCCCAGUUGGACGUGCACAAGGGCUAUAUUUAUAUGACGGGAAACACACCUUUAAUACUUGGUUUGGUUUCUCUUUUACGUUCAAUUCUACAGGGCACAAGGGUAGCAUAACCUUAGCUGGGGCUGAUCCAUUCUUGGAAAAGACUAGGGAUAUUCCAGUGAUUGGAGGAACUGGUGACUUCUUCAUGGCUAGAGGUAUUGCCAAUUUCAUGACUGAUGCCUUUGAGGGGGAAGUAUAUUUUAGGGUCCGCGUUAAUAUCAGUUUAUAUGAAUGCUGGUGAUUUUUUUGCCCUUUUUAAUACAAGUUUUUCAUGUUUCACGUUGUGGAGUCAUGUAAAAUGAUAUUUCAAAUAAAACAUGAUCAAACAUGAGGAUAAAUAAUAAUGUAUUGGCUUCAAUUCGCAAAUUAACGAAAUUUGAGUUUUUCUUUUUUCUGUGAAUUGUCUCUCUCUAUCAGUUUUAUGUAGAGAUAAAGAAAAGAAAAGAAAACCUUAAAUAUUGGGAAUUUGGGAUAUCUAGCGCCUUAACUUUGGUAUUUACUACGUACGUAUAUAUAAUUAUUGGGUCUCCAGACUCUCCGCCAAGAAUCUUAUCAGAGAUGAAUUUCCACCAAGAAAGGAUAUUUCAGUUAUUGGAGGAACUGCUGACUUCUUCAUGGCCGAGAGGAAUUGCCACUUUGAUGACUGAUGCCUUUGAUGGAGAAGUUUACUUUCGGCUACGUAUUACUAUUAACUUGUACGAGUGUUGGUAAUGGUAAAGGUUUAAUGGUUAUCGAAUAAUUCUAUUUCAA